UACCUUGUAAGCGCAUCCUUGAUCUGUUCUGGACUGGGAACAGUAAUGCAAGUCAGUGCCAUUCCAAUCCCCUUUACCAAGUAUCAACUUGGAACAGGUAUUUUGAGUACCAUGGGAACUGCGAAUCAGUAUAACGCCAUCUUCCCGGUGAUCUUGUUCGACAUUGUGUCACGUGGUUUUACCCUUGAGGAAGCGUGGGGUAAACUACUUGGUACGAUCAUGGUUUGCGUCUGGCUAGAGGCGCUGAUUUCUCUCGCGCCCAACAAAAUUCUACAACGAAUCUGUCCUCCCUACGUGCUUGGCGUUACUGUCAUGUUAAUCGGAGAUCAACUCACUGGCGCAGGAAUCCGCUUUUGGGGAGGCGGCGUGGGCUGCUCCGGCAACCCGAGUGCCGAUAAUCCGUGUCUAGGGAACGGUGACGUGCAACUCGGAUACGUUUCCGGCCCCUAUAUUGGCCUAGGAUUCUCCGUUUUUCUCAUUUUCUUGAUUGUCGAGAUUUUCGGAAGUCCGUUUAUGCGGAACACCAUGGUGAUUUGGGGGCUCUUGGGUGGUUAUGCUAUCUCGGCAAUGGCAACUUACGAAGGGGAUCGUUUUGUCACCGCUGAUCGCAUCAAGAGCAGCAGUGCUUUUACAUUCUUAUGGGUGGAGACCUUUCCGAUUAGCAUCUACGGUCCUGCCAUUAUUCCUAUACUCUUUGCCUUUAUGGUGACUGCCAUGGAAACCAUGGGCGACGUCACGGCUACCGAGCAUGCAUCUCGUCUGCGCCCUUCGGGAGAGGCUCAUACUCGUCGUGUACAGGGCGGUUUGCUCGGCGAUGCGGUCGCGACAUUCUUUGCGGCCCUGGGAACGACUCCGCCCAACACAACAUUGUCACAAAACAACGGCAUUGUGGCCCUUACCCGAUGUGCUUCUACUUCUGCGGGCUACUCCUGCGGAUUUUGGUUGCUGUGCUUUGGCGUGCUUGCCAAGAUUGGAGGAUGGAUUUUGUCAAUCCCUGACUGCGUCCUGGGCGGAGCUCUCACUUUUCUGUUUGCCAUCAUAAUAGUGUCGGGCAUCAAGCUCAUUGGCUUUAGUCGCAUUGAUCGUCGGACGCACUACAUUGUGGCGACUUCGUUGGCGCUGGGAGUUGGCACUGCGCUGGUUCCAGCGUGG
Messenger RNA from Phaeodactylum tricornutum CCAP 1055/1, 1152 nucleotides. RefSeq lists its product with no specific name. The annotation marks the transcript as partial. Gene Ontology annotation, biological process: xanthine transport; transmembrane transport. Gene Ontology annotation, cellular component: membrane. The record is from RefSeq and is a predicted model, not a curated record. NCBI's taxonomy places the organism in Eukaryota, Bacillariophyta, Bacillariophyceae, Surirellales, Neidiaceae. The transcript has a single exon. Gene Ontology annotation, molecular function: xanthine transmembrane transporter activity.